GGUAAUACAGUCUAGGGAGGGUUGAUGACAGUGUGGGGGAGGUUCGUAAAGGGUAAAUAUGUACGUAAAUAAUUUAAAUAUUUUCGCCUCUACUUGUACACAUAUUCUUUUUAAAAAAUAUAUUCCUUACAUCACUUAACCCACAUGUGUACCCUUAACGUGGCCGACUCUCUGAGCCUUCUUCACAGGAACACAGUCGAAGUGUUUGUGUCCUUGUGAAGUGAUUAACACACAGAGAUGAGUGACAGCGUGACCUGGCCCACAGCACUUUUAAACAGCAGACUGUUUCUAUCAUCUCCACCCACUGAACGUCACAUCACUGCAGUCUCACUCCGCUGUCAAACACCAUUCCCUAUCUCUGUGGCUCACUUUGCUGCUUCUUACGGACUGACAGUUCGCAUGUACUGCAGACACUGAAGGCAGCACGAAGUCCAGUUUAUCAGGGAGUUUACAGUGUGUGAGCCGGUGUCACCCAUGGCUCCCUGGGCGGUCUGGCUCCUCCUGGCUGUGUCCAGUGUCCUGGCCGUGCGCUCCUGCUGCGCCUAUACCUGUCCAACCAUCUGCCGCUGCAGCGAACACUCCUUCCAGUGUAGCAGAGACACUCAGCUGCUCUCCAGGGCAAGAGCCGUGUCCGUGUCCCGACUAAGGCUCACCCAUCUGCCCUUGAAAGAUGUGCCCACUCAUGCCUUCAAGGAGCUGAUUAACAUCACAUUUAUUGAGAUUUCCCAGAGUGACUGCAUCACACAGAUCCAGAGACGAGCCUUCUUCUCCCUCCACAGUUUAACGGAAAUUUCAGUGAGGAACAUCAACAGUCUGAGGGUUAUUGAAAAGGGUGCAUUCACUGACCUGCCCAGUCUGCAGCAUCUGAGCAUCUCUAAUACAGGGAUUAUUAAAUUCCCAGACUUCAGCGGCAUCUCCUCCCUGGCACCAAGUAUUUUUCUGGAAAUGGCAGACAACAUGAGGAUUGACUUCAUCCCAGCCAACUCUUUCCUGGGUAUCACAAAGGCGGAGGUUGAGAUGACCCUGGUUAGAAACGGCUUCAAGGAGAUACAUUCACAUGCAUUCAACGGGACCAAACUCAACACAUUAAUUUUGAGAGACAACAUUUAUCUCAAAUCCAUUCAGGAUGAUGCUUUUGAAGGAGCCACCGGACCAAGCGCAAUGGAUGUCUCCUCCACGGCUCUGAGUUCUCUCCCUCCUAAAGGGCUGCAGCAGCUCAGGUACCUGAAAGCCAUCUCCACCUUUGCCCUGAAGAGUCUCCCCCGACCCGACAGCCUGGCUGAACUGCUGGAGGCCGAGCUAACGUAUCCCAGUCACUGCUGCGCCUUCCACACUUGGCGCCGCAAGGAAAGGGAAAGUGCUUUAAAGAACUUCACCACAUUCUGUGAUCUCAGCGACAAAGAAAUGAAGCCCAGUGCAGAAGACAUGAGUUUUAUUGACGACAUCAACUUCCAGUAUCCAGACCUGGAGUUCGACUGCCUCAACAGCCCCUUCAUUAAGUGUACCCCAAAGCCAGAUGCCUUCAACCCAUGUGAGGACCUGCUGGGUUUUCCUGUGCUGCGCUGUCUUACCUGGAUUAUCUCUUUGUUUGCUGUGUCAGGUAACCUGGCUGUUCUGGUCAUUCUGCUAAUUAGCCACCACAAGCUAACGAUUUCCAGAUUUCUCAUGUGUAACCUGGCUUUGGCUGACCUGUUCAUGGGGCUCUACCUGUUGCUCAUCGCCUUUAUGGACCACUACUCCCGCCACGAGUACUACAACCACGCCACGGACUGGCAGACCGGGCCCGGCUGUGGCAUAGCUGGGUUCCUCACUGUGUUUGCUAGCGAGCUCUCGGUGUACACACUGACUGUGAUCAGUGUGGAACGCUGGCACACCAUCACAAACGCCAUGCACGUCAACAAGCGGCUGCGUAUGCGCCACGUGACCAUCAUUAUGGCGGUAGGCUGGGUUUUCUCUCUGCUGGUGGCCCUGCUCCCCUUAGUGGGGGUCAGCAGCUACGGCAAAGUGAGCAUCUGUGUACCCAUGGACAUCGACCAAGUGGGAUCCCAGGUGUACGUGGUGGCCGUGCUCAUUCUCAACGUGGUGGCCUUCUUCAUAGUCUGCUACUGUUACAUAUGCAUAUACGUGAGCGUCCACAACCCCGAGCACUCCACCCGUAACGGAGACACCAAGAUCGCCAAGCGCAUGGCUGUGCUCAUUUUUACCGACUUCAUAUGCAUGGCGCCAAUCUCUUUCUUUGCCAUCUCUGCAGCCCUGCACCUGCCCCUCAUAACUGUGUCUCACUCCAAGAUCCUGCUCAUCCUCUUUUACCCCAUCAACUCCCUCUGCAACCCUUUUCUCUACACCAUCUUCACACGAGCGUUCAGGAAGGACGUGUGCCUGCUGCUGAGCCGCUGCGCCUGCUGCCACGCCAGCUCUGACUUCUACAGGUCACAGACGCUGGCCUCGAACCACAACAGCAACCAAAAGACCACCACGUCCACCAGGAACAAUCACUCGCUCAGCAUAUAUGCCUAUCACAUUAAAAUGAAAGGGUGCUUCAUGAACAAAGGAACUACAUGAUGAUCAACAAAGACCCUUCAUUUAAUCCUGUUAGGAACUUAAAGGCAGCACCCUCCCUGUCAUUGAAAACUGUUACUUUCUUCAGUUGUGAACUGUGAGACAUUUGUCAGUCUUUGACUGAAGAGACACCAGAUCAGUUUUGAUCCACUAUACAUUGAUGUAUAAAAGGUGGAAUUUAUCACUGAGGACCAGGAGGGGUCAUACAGAGCUGCUGCAGCCUGUAUGCCCACUAAGAAUAUGGGACAAAAAGAGAAGUUUGAUGGAGGACGUAGCUGAAGAAGGCUGUCACUGAUAAGGUGCCUAAAAGUGGAUUAAGUGAGAACAAUUCCAAUGUUAAGGGUCAAUUCAAAUCAAAGGGUUGAUUGAAAUAUUGGCCUGGCAAUGUUCAAGGUUACUACUUCAGUUCUAACUGGUGGUGGGGAGUACAGCCAUACUCUCUGUACUCCCCUCCACCAGUUAGAACUGAAGAAGCCUCUUGGAUGAGAGGUGAAACGUCUUCUUUUAGACAAUUCACGUCCAGUUGCCUAACAGAACUUUUCAACCUUGACCAUGACCUGGAUGACUGAGAAUCUUCAUAGACAUUGUUACUACAUGUUUUCUGUCAGACAAUCUCUUUUUGCUAUCAUUUCUUUAGGUACUGGACAUCUGGAGGCAAUAAAACAGCCACAUAUACUGUACGUUAAAGUGAUUCAAUCUAUUAGAUUAUUUGAAAUAACUUUUUUCCCCAAAAGAACCAUGGUGUUUAUUGCCAGCUGUAGUAGUAUCUUAAAUAUUAUAAAGUAUAUUAUAAUUUUGAAGUAUUCAUUUUGUAUUUCUUUUAGAAAAUGUAUUUUAAAAAUUUAAAUAUUUUAAAUCUUUCUGAUGAGUAUUGAAGCUCAUCCACAGUGGGUUUUACUGUGGGUUGUUACAACUACACGUUAAUGGGAAAAUAAGAAUCAUACUUAAAACAUUCUGAAUUUUCACAAUAAAACCAUAUC
Molecule: messenger RNA, 3539 nt
Organism: Cynoglossus semilaevis (tongue sole)
Lineage: Eukaryota; Metazoa; Chordata; Actinopteri; Pleuronectiformes; Cynoglossidae
Product: lutropin-choriogonadotropic hormone receptor
Exons: 12
Coding region: 475-2562 (695 amino acids)
Biological process (GO): phospholipase C-activating G protein-coupled receptor signaling pathway; ovulation cycle process; activation of adenylate cyclase activity
Cellular component (GO): plasma membrane
Molecular function (GO): luteinizing hormone receptor activity; G protein-coupled peptide receptor activity
Source: RefSeq, a predicted model, not a curated record